Molecule: messenger RNA, 3015 nt
Organism: Plasmopara halstedii
Lineage: Eukaryota; Oomycota; Peronosporomycetes; Peronosporales; Peronosporaceae
Product: Nucleotide excision repair factor NEF2, RAD4/CUT5 component
Exons: 4
Coding region: 1-3015 (1004 amino acids)
Source: RefSeq, a predicted model, not a curated record
AUGUGGCAACGAAAUGGGCCAAAAUUCACAGACUCGAAAAAUAAGGCAAUUGCAAAAGCCUUACAUUCGAGCCAUUUAAUUCUGUCAAAAAGUUUCAAAGUUCGACCUGGUAUGCGAAAGCAUAAUCUGUAUACAGCGCUAAGGUGCGUCGUGCACCCGGCAAAGCUGGAUAUGAUGGAAAUUGUUGCGCUUGAGCGGUGUCUACUUGAUUGUGGUGCGACAAUUCUAGAAGGCUCGAAUGCCGCGAGCGGCAAUGCUGUGACGCACAUCAUUUGCCAUCCAGAAGCCUACGAGAGCUUUGUUAAACAACGCAAUGAGCGCUUUGUGGCGCUGGUUCGACCAGAAUGGGUCUUUCGAACGUUUUUGCUUCAAAGUCUACUUCCCGAGGACCGAUUUAGCGCCAACCCGGCACUCAUCUUUUCGACUCUAGCGAUUUCGGCAGGCACUAUCGGAAAAGACGCUCGAAAAGUUAUCGAUGGUCUCAUCACGCAUUUUGGAGGGCAAAUUGUUGCUCAGCAAGAAGUGCAUGGUGGAGCUACCCACAUAUUGCAUCAGGAGGAAAAUGUUUUAGACUCUAUUGCUGUGGCAGAGCCGGAAGUAGAGGAAUUUCAGAAAAAGUUGCAACUCCACUUUUUAAAAGCUAACCUUGGCCGAUGUUUUGAAGCGUGGAGGUUGCAUCUGUCAAAUACACCAGCAAAAUCAGAUUACGCACUUCCUCGUUGUGUUCUCGCCUACAUUGGGCAACGUGCGGGCUUAGACAAGCAGCACCACAUCAAGUACACGUGGAUUGAGGAGUGCGUGAUGCGUCGGAGAUGUAUGCCGGAAGAGCCUUUUGCUUUUGGUCCCACCAAAGCUGUCGCAAAUAAUGCAAGUGAGAAAUUGCCGAGCUGGAAGACUCAACCAGAAGUGCAAGUGGAAAAUUUGGAUCUUGGCAAAUAUGCCCUGGUGUAUCAAGUGGGUAGGACAGAAUUGGGUUCUGAUCUCUCGAUGGUCCGCAAGCUGUCCAAUGAGAGGAUGGAGGCAAUGAGAAAGUCACUUCACGGAGCUAUUGUACUCGUUGCCCAGCACAUAGCUCCACUGCUGCGAGAAAAACUGUCCGAUAUGCUAAAGACGGUGGACGCCAAGGUGGCAAUCGUGCCUUUUAGUGAUGCAUAUCAGGAAAUUGUGGUCAAGGUGGUGGCGAAUGCGUCGUUUGUCGUGUGCCGCUAUUGUGGUGGUUUCGAAUACAAUGAGGCCUUGCGCCAAGACAAAAAAGUGGUGAGUAUUUACUGGGUAUUAGCAGGUCUCUCGCAUGUCAGCGACCCAACUCCUUACAACGAGGCGAUUCAGCGUCCAGUUCAGUCAUAUGGAAGUAUUCAUGGAAUGCAAUCUUUUGUUGUGACACUGUCCGGGUACUCGAGCCGAACAAACCCAACGCGAGAAGAACUACAAAUUGCUAUUCACGCUACAGGUGCGUGCAUGCUUCCGGUCCUUUCACGAACGUACUCGACACACCUAUUAUGUCACGAAGCAUCGGGUGAAAAGUACAAGAAGGCGCUCAGCUGGGAAUUUGAAAAUAUUUUAAGUCAUGAGUGGAUAUUCGUAUGCUUGUCGAGGUGGGAAUAUGUGUCUGAAGUUGCUUUUCAUUAUAAACACAAGAAAGAUUUGUCGGACGAUACAGACAGCUGGGCAUCAGAUCACAGUUCGAAGAAGAUGGACAGUAAAAGGCUCACUUCCGAAAAGAAUGCUCUCAACAAGACAAAACAUGCAAUUACACCUAAUUUGAGAAGAAUUAAGAAAGCAAAGAAAAGUGGCGAGGGUCGAUUUGAUGUCAAUGGUAUACUCGAAGAGAUUGAUAAAGUACCCACUCCUUGUGACAAAAAAAGUAUAGCUGAUCAAGAGGCAAAGACUCCAGCGACAGCAUCCAAAUUAUUUGCGACUCCUAAUAAUGCGAAAAUUGCUCCGUGCAGGCUGUUUGAUACACCUACAAACACAUGCCUUUCGCCGAACGUUGAGCAAAGGGCUCAAGAAAACGAUGCGGAAGCAGCAUUUGCAGUUGUGGACGAAAUAGAGAAAGAACCUCCUGUUGCUAUGAGAACUGGUGCAAACACCAUGAAUGAGCCUCCGCUUGUUAUAUGCCUCAGUAGCGAUAGCAACGCUGACGAAUCAGGCAUUUUAAAAGCAGUCACCACUUCUGCAUUAAACAAGAAGCUUGAAGUGUCAAAACAAUCCGUUAGUUGCAAAACAAAAAAACGCAAACUUGCAGACUCGGAAGGAUUGAAGACAUCUAAAACAAGCAAGACAUCAAUGACGAAGCAGAAGAAGGAUUUGGGUGCAGUUAAAAAGUCAUAUGCAGCACCUUUACCUGAUUUAAAACGCGUUUUUUUACUCACUGGCGAUCGAGGCCAAGCAGCAAAUCUUACAUCGAUCAUUACUUCACUGGGUGGAAGCGUUAGUGACUUUGGUCGCAUAUUUGACAGCAGCUGCACCCACAUUAUCUGCAGUGAACUCAAGCGUACAGAGAAGUUUGUCGCUGGGUGUGCGGCUGGCAAGUGGAUACUGAAGCCUUCCUACUUAGAAGCCUGUUCUCUCGCAAAAUCAUUUAUUGAUGAAUCCGCCUACGAAUGGGGAAGCCAUGAAUCGGACAUAGAGAAUGUUGAUACGCGUAUUUGGCCCGAGGCGUGUGCAUACUGGCGUAAGAAGCGCGCCGGCGGACACGCUGGUGCUUUCUAUAGAUGGCGCUUUUUUAUACAUGCAAAGUGCGUACCUCCUCAAGAUAUGUGUGAGCGCAUUAUUCUCGCUGGUAGAGGUGCUGUAAUUCCGCUUACGAAGACUAUCAACUACCAGAGUUUGUCAAAAGAGUCAACACCUGAAGCUCCUGUCGUAGCGCUCUUUUCCCCUGAUGUUACGAUGCGUGACCCCUUGAUGAAGAAACUCAAGACGCACAAAAUCGAAUGUAUCAAAGCUCCUUUCCUUAUCGACUUCAUAACAAAAACGCAAUCUCCACCAGUCAAGCUUGCAGACUUCUACCUAUAG